Messenger RNA from Rhineura floridana, 1621 nucleotides. RefSeq names its product dehydrogenase/reductase 13 (gene DHRS13). The coding region runs from base 237 to 1184 and encodes 315 amino acids. The transcript has 5 exons. NCBI's taxonomy places the organism in Eukaryota, Metazoa, Chordata, Lepidosauria, Squamata, Rhineuridae. The record is from RefSeq and is a predicted model, not a curated record.
GCGCUCGGCACUGUGGGAGAAGGAAGGAUCGACGGAGGGAGGGAGGAUCCCGCCUCCUUAGGAAGCCGCCGGAGGCGAGAGAGGGACCGGCAGUGACAUCAGCGUCCCCCUCUUCCUCCGGCGAGCUCUACUGCGCAGUUCGGCUCUCCAGGACGCCUGCGUGGAUCGCUGCCUAAAAGUCCCUCCCGCAUGGUGGAUCGGCGCCUAGUCAUCGGGCUUGGCGCAAGAGGAGCGCAAUGGCCGCGGAGGCGCUGGCGUGGCUAGCACUGCCCCUGGGCCUCUACGCCUUGCUCUACUACAAUUUUCUCAAGGGGGCCAAGUGCAGGAACGAGACCAGCCUGCGGGGCAAGACGGUGCUGAUCACAGGUGGAAACACGGGGAUUGGGCAGGCGACUGCACUAGAUCUGGCCCGGAGAGGAGCCCGGGUAAUCCUGGCUUGCCGCGACCGAGCACGAGCAGAAGCAGCUGUCUAUGAUAUCAGGAGGGAAAGUGGGAACAAUGAGGUUCUCUUCAUGAGCCUGGACCUGGCGAGCUUCAAAUCGGUGCGAGGUUUUGCAGAGGCUUUCUUGAAAUCCGAGCCCCGCCUGGACAUUCUCAUCAACAAUGCAGGUCUCUGGGCUGGAGGCAGAAGCGAGGACGGGUUGAAUUUGGCAUUCCAGGUUAAUCACUUGAGUCAUUUCCUUCUGACUCAUCUCCUCUUGGGCCGGCUAAAACACUGUGCGCCCAGCCGUGUGGUGGUGGUGGCUUCCAGUGCCCAUCGAUCUGGGAAGAUUGAUUUCCAGAACAUCCACAAGCCGGUGGAUGGUCACUUGCAAGCAUUCCAUUCCUACUGCAACAGCAAACUGGCCAAUAUCCUGUAUGUCCAGGAGCUGGCCAGCCGACUGGAAGGGACUGACGUGACCUGCUAUGCACUUCAUCCAGGAGUUGUUAAUACGGCGUUCUUCCGCUACUUGCCUGUCUGGCUGAAGCCCCUUUUCCUUCCUUUCUCCUGGCUCUUAUUCCGAGACGAGACCGACGGAGCUCAGACCUCCAUCUACUGCGCCACUCAGGAAGGCAUAGAGAUGUACAGUGGGCGCUAUUUUGCCGACUGCUGGCCGCUGGAGCCCAAACCGCAUGCCCGCGAUGCUGCUGUGGCCCAGAAGCUUUGGGAAGCCAGCGAGAAGAUGGUGGGACUAGCUGCUUAGGCCAUUCUGUGCUUGGUGAGGGGUGUAUCUGCAUGGAAUAGAACUGGGGAGAUUUGAGAGGAGGACUUUGCUAAAGCCCUGAAAUCGGGGUGGGGGGAGGCUUUAUGUCGAAUAGCGGUAUCACACUGCAGGGUUCUAAAGAGAAAAUAACACUUCCAAUUCAGUGCUUCUCACUUUCCUAAGCACGAGAUUGAGGCUUCUUGGAAUGAUAUCUGACAAAUGCACGGGGCACUGGUGGUUCCCUAGGUGGUUAGAGAAAGAUCCCUCUUGCUCUCUGGAAAUGCUGGUGUCUUGCUGGUUCUGGGAGCACUUCUUUUUUUCUGCUUGCUGUAGUUGAUCUGCAACAAGGUCUUGGGUUUUGGAGAAACGUAAAACUGGAGACAACGACAAGAAAGUUUUGUAAUAAACCUUAUGGACUUCUUGGUCUUUUUCCUCCA